AAGCUGAAUAUUAGGGGUUAACGGGAAUUAAACGGGUUUAAGGAAAAAGGUAUCACCGCCGGCAGUGCCAGCACUGUCAAACCUACUAGCACGAGCAGCGCGACCAUCCGCUGGGCAACUGUCAACCCAACAUCAAUCCACAGCACCGCCGGCACUCAUCAUCUGCCGAUCCACUAUCAGUUAGCAGCACUAGCAUUAUCCUCCGCCGACGCUAAUCCGUCAGCGCCUCCAGUUCUACCCUUUUUUGGGUCUCUAUCUGUUAACGCCUUCCUUGGUCACUCAAAUGCCAUGGAACCGGAGUUAAACGAAGACAGCAGCAACCUUUAUUUCAAAUAUAAAAACCAUGAGAGAAAUGCGUUUAAUGCCCUCUUUCCUGGUCAGCCGUACGGACAAUGGACGCUAAAAAGCCUCUACUCAAAUGUUGCCAACGUGGCCCCGAAUCUCCAACGGCAGCAGCUCUCGCUUAUUCUUAAUGACUUUAAGCAAUCAGUUAAGGCACGGAAGGAGCACUCGCUGGGCAAGCGAUAUGGACAUUGGCAGAUUCGGCAGCAACAUGCUGCAUUUGAAACCCUAAUCCAACAGAUAAUUGACCUUCUCGAAACCGUGACGACUAAGACGGAUGAUAAAAUGCGCCAUCAAAAAAAAGGGUUCAAAGACAAUUCGUUACUCGGCGAAGCCGAUUUCGCCCGUUUCCUUGAAGAUAUCGAGCUGCUGGUCGAACAAGCUUCGGCUCUGUGGCUGCGGGCCGCUGCUGGGGACAUUCGUUACUCUACAGCUUCAACGAAUAUUCCACAGUUUCUAAAAGAUAUGGUGAAACCUAUGAUGGAAGCAAAUAUUCCACCGGCUUACGCGCCGAUUGCGGCGCAGAUGAUUAUCCGACACGAAAAUGCACUUUUCGGAUGCGAGAAACCUUUCGCAGUGAACGUAAUUCCUUUCGAAGCUGUCGUAGCAGCCUCUUACGUUAGAAAGAUCCUCGAUUCUGCGGAUCAUUCUUCCCUUUCUCAAAUCGUUCAAACGCGAAUACGUGAAGCCGAUAUCGAAACUCAAGAAAACCGGGGGUCCUACAAUGCGAACGACUAUUCCGAAUGGAAAUCACUUUUAAAUAAGAUUCGACGCUGGGCUUCGAACUAUCCCGGCCCGGUUAGCCUCGCCCACUUACUAGUUUAUCUCGAAUGCCAAAUUUGCAAAUGUCGUAAAUCUUUCAUUUAUGGAAGUGCCCAUUUGCAAACUUUUGCCUAUAUAUGCGAAAGUAUCCGUUUUAAUGGGAUGCAGCUACCGCCGGCAUUAGAAGCGCUAUUUAACAAUUCUAGCAUCUCCCCCUUCCUUUGGUACGCCGGGAGGCCUAAAAACCUGAAAGACUGUCUUAUAGGCAUUGAAAAAUGGAGCGACCCCUGUGAACUGAACGGCCGUAGCAAAAAGUUAACCCAACACAUCUUCGAAUCAAGAGACAAGCCUAUGCUAGCCGAAAGAAUUAUCGAAAGUGGAGGCAAACUAACGCGUGCUAUGCUCCGCAAUUCCAAAUCCAAAUGGGACACCCUCGAAAUUUAUCUGGAACGCGAACUUGAUGUUCCUAAUACGAUAAGCCUUGAAGAUUGCCUUGAUAGGGGCGCUCGUUUUCUUGCCGCCAAAACCGACAUGCGGGACAUCUGGAACACGAAAGCAUCUCGCUGGUUCUAUAUACGAUACAAGGUGCUUGGAUCCUUCAAACUGGAAAACGAGCUUUUGGACGCGUUUAUGCAAGAAUGGAACUAUGUGAUGGGCACUAGCGAGAACUAG
Gaeumannomyces tritici R3-111a-1 is the source of this 1776-nucleotide messenger RNA. RefSeq lists its product as hypothetical. Lineage: Eukaryota; Fungi; Ascomycota; Sordariomycetes; Magnaporthales; Magnaporthaceae. The record is from RefSeq and is a predicted model, not a curated record. The coding region runs from base 289 to 1776 and encodes 495 amino acids. The transcript is spliced from 4 exons.